This is a messenger RNA of Closterium sp. NIES-65, 981 nucleotides long. The record is from the annotation of a GenBank genome assembly. Lineage: Eukaryota; Viridiplantae; Streptophyta; Zygnematophyceae; Desmidiales; Closteriaceae.
AUGGAGUUGCUUAUGACCCGGGCGACGGGGCGUGCGUAUGCAACUGAUGCCGCUCGCUUCGACGAGGAAGCGCGCGCCGAACCUGAUGUGAAUGAGGAGCUUCGAACUAAGGCAGAAGCUCAGAAGGCGAUCGCCGGAGUUUAUCAGAAAGAGAAUGGUCGCCUCGCCGAUGACCUGAAAAGCGCGCUGGUGCUUAUAACGCACCUUGCUAAGAAGACUACGCAAGUGGACCAGUCGACUCUCGUCUGGAAGUUUACGUCGUGUGCAGGGCAUGCAGGCUACACCCCCGAAUCGGCCGAAGGGAUGCAGGUGGCAGCGAUUGCCAAGUCGCAGGGCAAGCUGAAGGAUGCUAUGGAACGUUUUAACGAUCGCAUCGGGAAGAUCUACCGCCUCUGCCGCGUUUACGCCUUGAGCCGAGAUCCGUGUGUCUUCAUGAGGGAGAAGCGAACCCUGAAGGGCGAGCUAACUUUCUCCGAGAUUGAUGACUUCGCGAAGGUGUGCGCGGACUUCGUGAAGAACCAAUCCGACAUGAUGAUGGGAAUUUAUUGGCAUUUGUGGGAGGGAUCACCCUUUUCUAGCCCAGCGUUUGUUAAGUGUGCGUCCCUUUGGGACCCGGAAUUCGAUGGCGCCCUUCCCAUUGCGUUGUUUCCUGAUCAGCUGCUGGUUAUCCUUGCAGCGGUAAGUCAAGUGCGUUUCAAGCUUCGUUAUCCCCAUGGCAAGGCCCAGUUUAAGCGAUCAGGGGACCCGUCAGCCUUCUCCAGGCAGGCACGGGUGGUGCAGAGGUGGAUCAACGAGGGGCCCGUUGAACGGGAUGGCGACUGUGUCGGCAUUGGCAGCAUCUGCAUCGUUGGAUGGAAGGAGAUCCCUGAAGCUGAGCUGGAAGCAGAUGAGCUCGGGGAUUUGACCCGAGAUGACCUCACCUCCAGGGCUGCUUAUCGCAGGCUUCACAACGCAAACGAGCCGCAGGUGGAGCUGUUCUAG